Molecule: messenger RNA, 1878 nt
Organism: Coregonus clupeaformis (lake whitefish)
Lineage: Eukaryota; Metazoa; Chordata; Actinopteri; Salmoniformes; Salmonidae
Product: ras-related protein Rab-39B
Exons: 2
Coding region: 131-781 (216 amino acids)
Biological process (GO): Rab protein signal transduction
Cellular component (GO): Golgi membrane
Molecular function (GO): GTPase activity; GTP binding
Source: RefSeq, a predicted model, not a curated record
CUCUUUGCUCGCUGGCACUCUCAUCUCUGUCUGACCAGAAGGCAGCAGCAGUCACUGGCUUUGUAAACAUACGUGCUGCGCUGCUUUGUUUCGGAACCGCCACCAUUGUGGGUCUCUCUCUAGCCAUGCCAUGGAUAUUUUGUGGCAAUAUCAGUUCAGGAUAAUUUUGCUAGGAGACUCGACCGUAGGGAAAUCAUCUUUGCUGAAGCGGUUUACAGAUGGAAUUUACAGCGAUGUAGCAGAUCCAACGGUCGGUGUUGAUUUUUAUGCCCGUUCGCUAGACAUCGAGCCAGGGAUUAAAAUCAAGCUUCAACUGUGGGACACGGCUGGACAGGAACGAUUUAGGUCCAUCACCACUUCCUACUACCGUAACUCAGUGGGCGGGCUCCUCGUGUUCGACCUGACCAAUCACAAGACCUUCGACCACGUGAGGGAGUGGCACAAGGAAGUGAGCGAACACAUCCUGCCGCACCACAUGGUCUACAUCCUGAUUGGCCACAAAAGCGACCUAAACAAGGACCGGAAGGUGACGCGGGACGAGGCUGAGCAGCUGGCGGCGGAGAUGGGAAUCCGCUAUGUGGAGACGUCGGCUAAGUGCAACAGCAACGUGGACCGGACCUUCGAGCUGCUCAGCAGGGACAUCUAUGAGCUGAUGAAGAUGGGGGAGAUCACCACGAGGGACGGAUGGGAUGGGGUGAAGAGCGGUCUCACCACCAGGGUCCUGUACCCGGGCGAAGAGGACAUUGAGGUGGAGCCGAGGGAGAAGAGCUGCAACUGCUGAGAGACUGACCCUCGAUCCCUGACCCCUGACCUCAUCAAUGGUCAUGUUCAUUAGGCACCAAACGGAAGAAAAUGGAUUGGAACAGAGAGGGACUACCUGGAAUUGUCCAAUAAGAAACACUAAUUUAUCUUUUCCGUUGCGAAACGUUUUAGAACGUGUUCCCUAAUAAAUACGACGCAUGUCUCCACUGUUGUUCCCCCUCUCUUAUCUCCACAAGUAUCUCACAUCAUCUCACAGUUUAGUCAGUUUCCCAUUGAAACUAAGCCACGGUCUAAAGUGAGGCCCUUGUCCUGUGACAUCAUCGUCACGCGUCCACAUGUCACCAUAUGCUUAGCGUAGCUAGCCUGCCUUUCCCCUCUGUAUUAGUUCCUACAGAGGUCAGGAUGGGGCUGUUUUCUGAUGGGAGUACAUAAUACACAUCCUGUAGUACACAUCUUGAUGUGACUAAAGCUUCUCUACGAACACUGGUGUAAAUCCUUGCAGUGGACAAGCAUCAUACAUGUACAUGCUAAGCCUACACAGUUUAGCAUCACCUGGGUAGCUUUGGGCCCAGUUAGGUAAGGCAGGCACAGAGGCUGCGUUUACACAGGCAGCCCAAUUCUGAUGUUUUGCACAAUUAUUGUUAUUUUGACCAUUGAGAAAAGGCCUUUUGCCAAUAAUUUGGCAAAAGAUCACAUUUGGGCUGCCUGUGUAAACGCAGCCAGAGACACCUGUAUGACAGCGAUCAGGCCUUGGGGUAUUCCAGUACGUAUCCUAUUCCUUCCUGGCAGCAUCCUAUUCCUUCCUGGAUGCCCUUUACUGCCGCAGGAGUUAUUGGAUUCUUAAGCAGGCAAGGUCUUUGCUGGUGGACUAUGCAUUAUUGCGGUCUGGCAUCACUCCCAUUACGUUGUUGUGGGUUGACGUCUGUCUGGCUAAGUGUGUGUGUGUGUUUGCGUGUGUGUGUUUGCGUGUGUGUGUGUAUGUGUGUGUGUGUGCCGUUGCUCUGCCUGCAGUCCCCUGAGACUGUACAUCAUGUCCGGUAUGGUCAGUGGUAGAAAAAGUACCCAAUUGUCAUACUUGAGUACAAGUAAAGAUCACCCAGUAAAAUACUGCUUGAG